Lolium rigidum is the source of this 1062-nucleotide messenger RNA. Its product is annotated as putative cysteine-rich receptor-like protein kinase 20. NCBI's taxonomy places the organism in Eukaryota, Viridiplantae, Streptophyta, Magnoliopsida, Poales, Poaceae. Gene Ontology annotation, biological process: protein phosphorylation. The record is from RefSeq and is a predicted model, not a curated record. Bases 1 to 1062 code for a protein of 353 amino acids. The transcript has 7 exons. Gene Ontology annotation, molecular function: protein kinase activity; ATP binding.
AUGGCGUCCGUCCUCUGCUACUUCCACUUGGAAAUUGCCCUAGCAACGCACAAUUUCUCUGAUACGUGUAUGAUUGGACAGGGAGGCUUCGGCAAAGUUUACAAGGGAAUGUUAGGUGGUAAGGAAAUUGCUGCGAAGAGACUAAGUAUGGAUUCUCUACAAGGAAUAAAAGAAUUCAGAAACGAAGUAAUUCUGAUUGCAAAAUUGCAACAUAGAAACUUGGUUCAACUUCUUGGAUACUGUGUUGAGGGAGCUGAAAUGUUGCUGAUAUAUGAGUAUCUUCCUAACAUGAGCUUAGAUGCUACCCUUUUCGAUGAUUUGAAAAGAACAAUGUUGGAUUGGGAAACACGGUUUAGUAUAAUCAAAGGAGUUGCAAGGGGACUUCUUUACCUCCACCAAGAUUCAAGAUUGACCAUAAUCCACAGAGAUCUCAAAGCUGCAAACGUUCUACUAGAUGCAGAAAUGAAACCGAAGAUAGCGGAUUUUGGUAUGGCGAGGAUCUUCAGGGAUAACCAACAAAAUGCAAAUACACAACGCGUUGUUGGGACAUAUGGCUACAUGGCUCCUGAGUAUGCAAUGGAUGGUGUCUUCUCUACCAAGUCUGACGUCUACAGUUUUGGUGUGUUACUACUAGAGGUUGUAACUGGUAUAAGAAGAAGCUCUAGUGGUCAAAUCAUGGGAUUCUCAAACCUCAUAGUCUAUUCAUGGAAUAUGUGGAAGGAAGGGAAGACAAAAGUAUUGGCAGACUCAUCUAUCAUGGAUACUUGUUCAGAGGAUGAAGUUUUGCUUUGCAUCCAUUUGGCACUCUUGUGUGUCCAGGAGAACCCUGAUGACAGACCGCAUAUGUCAUCUGUUGUGUUCGUCCUAGAGAACGGAAGCAUUGCACUUUCAACCCCCGAACCCCCCACCAACUUUGCACGGCGCAACACUGAAAUGGAGCAAGUUGAGGUUCAUGGAGCUCCACCAAAGAUCGUAGGUCAUGAUGAAGGCAGUAGCCUGAAGAAGUUGAUCAUCGUCAUCCUCGACCUCGUGGUCUGGAUCUUGUAUUUGAUGUGGUCAUAA